Messenger RNA from Ziziphus jujuba (common jujube), 860 nucleotides. Its product is annotated as MLP-like protein 43. The record is from RefSeq and is a predicted model, not a curated record. The transcript is spliced from 2 exons. Lineage: Eukaryota; Viridiplantae; Streptophyta; Magnoliopsida; Rosales; Rhamnaceae. Bases 65 to 547 code for a protein of 160 amino acids. Gene Ontology annotation, biological process: defense response.
GCUUUUUCUUUGAUUUUCUUGGGAAAGAUUUUCUUCAGAGAGAAAAAAAAGAAAAAAGGAAAAAAUGGCUUCGGCUCUGGUGGGUAAGCUGGAGACAGAUGUAGAGAUCAAAGCCUCAGCUCAAAAGUUUCAUACUAUUUUCAAGCACAGGCCACACCACAUCUCCAACGUCUCCGCUGACAAAAUCCAGGGUUGUGACUUACAUGAAGGUGAAUGGGGGAAGGUGGGCUCUGUCAUCAUAUGGAAAUAUUUCCAUGAUGGGAAAGACAGAAUUGCUAAAGAGGUAGUGGAAGCAGUAGACGAGGAGAACAAUCUGAUAACAUUCCGAGUGAUAGAAGGAGACCUGAUGGAGCACUACAAGACCUUCAAACUAACAGUCCACUGUCUCCCAAAAGAAAAGGGAAGCGUGGUGCACUGGACCAUUGAAUAUGAGAAGCUUCAUAACGAGAUCAUUGACCCACACACCCUCGUUGAGUUUGUUGUUGCAGUUUCCAAAGAUCUCGAAACUCACCUUCUGGAGGAAGACGAAACUACACAAGCCAAUUGAUCCAUCCAUCAAUCAAUCUCCCAAUCAUAUGGUGUGUGUAUGCUGUAUCGCUUAAUAGUUAUAUAUAUAUAUAUAUAUAUAUGUGCAGAGCUACUGUAAUAAGAAAGUUUGGGAGCAUUUGUGUGUGUGGUGAAAGGUGAUGACCAGUAAUCAAUGUUUACUUUAAUUAAUUAUUAAAGAUGAAAGUGGUGUUUAUGAAUGGUGGAUAACCUGUUUCUUAGCCUAGCUUGUAAUUGCAAGAAACUGUUAUCCUCUUAUGGGUAAUGUAUGAAUCUUAAUAUAUUAAUUAAAUCAUGGGUUUUUGAGCUUCCAA